Molecule: messenger RNA, 1387 nt
Organism: Exserohilum turcica Et28A
Lineage: Eukaryota; Fungi; Ascomycota; Dothideomycetes; Pleosporales; Pleosporaceae
Exons: 3
Coding region: 249-890 (213 amino acids)
Source: RefSeq, a predicted model, not a curated record
CAGGCUGUCGCGACACCCCCCGUCCCCGCCACCGCUUUAUAUAUAUAUAUCGCGCCCAAGCCGUGCCAGGCGCCCUCUCCCUCUCCACCGCUGCAUUCGCCCUCGCUCCUGCACUCGACCGCCGCCUGUCUGUCUGUCUGUCUGUCUGUCUGUCUGUCGCUGACCGAGCAUACACACUCGCAUUCAACCCACUAUAAUUCCUCCGCCUCACCCACCUCACCCGCUUCUUGCCACCCUCCGUCGCCGACAUGAUGCGCUCCUUCCUCACCCUCAGCAUCGCCACCUUGGCCGCCUUCACGGCUGCCCAGACAACGUCGCAGAACAGCUACCCAUACACCAUCGACCCCAACUCGGUCGACCAGUCUACGAGGGAUUACUGGUGCUCGCAAAACACCGCCCAAUGCCCCCUCAUCUGUCUGCAGCAGCCGGGCGUCACCUCCAUGACCACGCAGGAAAACAGCUGCGACUCUGACAACCUCACCUACCAGUGCGUCUGCGACAACGGCGUCUCUCCCAACAUUACCCAGUACUCGCAGACGCUGCCCUUCUUCAUCUGCCAGCAAUGGGGAAACAACUGCGUCAACAACUGUGGCAACGAUCCCUCCUGCCAGAGCGCCUGCAGCCAGGAUCACCCUUGCGGUGCCCAAAACCCAUACCGUGGCAACAGCUCGCUGUCCUCGACCAUGGCUUCGACGCCCACGCCAUCCGGCACCGCCAAGAACACCAUCCCCGUCACUGGCUUUGGCGGCUCUCAGCCCACUGGCACCAGCCAGAGCGGCAACAACAACAACAACAACAAGGGCGCCGGCUCCGUCUUCAUGCCCAAUGCCGGUCUGGGCCUCGCUGCCGUCUUUGGCAGCGUCUUCUUCGGCUUCGCCAUUCUCUUGUAAAACAGAGCCGAGGCAGCCACGCAUGGCGAGACUUGUCUCCGUCUUCUCUUCAUGCUAAUUUCUUGUAAUGUCUUGUUUGAUCUCUCUUGCAUUUUCACUCUCCCUUGUUCUGAUGCAUAGCGUUGCGGAUACAAAAACAUUCCUUUUCCCGGUUUUUCGAUACCCAUUUGGGGUGAGAGAGGAAAAGCCAUAACUCGCUCAUUUCACAGCGGCCUGGCGAGGCCCCGGACGAGACAAGUCACGUAGAGUCGUGAGAAGAAGCAGCAUGGUGGUUGUAAUAACAAGGCAUUGAACCACUAAGGGCGUCAUGUUCAGCCUCGAUUAAUCCAAGACAUUUCUGAUGUUCAUAUACACGCCUUUUCCUCGACUGAAUGACAAAACCCAUUACAUAGCGUGGAAGAGUGAGAUGUGGCUUAUCCGUACUCCUCCGCACAUGCAUGCAGUAAAAACUCUCUAAUACCGCGGGAAUAAGCCCCAGAAUCAAGAAUAAAAAUAAA